Messenger RNA from Neohortaea acidophila, 3330 nucleotides. RefSeq lists its product as uncharacterized. Gene Ontology annotation, biological process: rescue of stalled cytosolic ribosome; ribosome-associated ubiquitin-dependent protein catabolic process. The coding region runs from base 1 to 3330 and encodes 1109 amino acids. Gene Ontology annotation, cellular component: RQC complex. The transcript has a single exon. Gene Ontology annotation, molecular function: tRNA binding; ribosomal large subunit binding. NCBI's taxonomy places the organism in Eukaryota, Fungi, Ascomycota, Dothideomycetes, Mycosphaerellales, Teratosphaeriaceae. The record is from RefSeq and is a predicted model, not a curated record.
AUGCCGUCCAAACAGCGAUUCUCCUCCCUCGACAUCAAAGUCAUCGCCCACGAACUCUCCAACUCCCUCCUCUCGCUGCGAUGCUCGAACAUCUUCGACCUCUCUUCUCGAGUCUUCCUAAUCAAGUUCGCCAAACCUGAGCGGAGGGAACAGUUGAUCAUUGACAGUGGCUUCCGCUGCCAUCUCACCGCCUUUGCACGAUCGACUGCUGCCGCGCCCAGUCCUUUUGUGAGCAGGUUACGAAAAUUCCUGCGAACGCGGCGAGUCACCGCCGUCCAACAAAUCGGCACCGAUCGCGUGAUUGAGAUCCAGUUCAGCGAUGGACAAUACCGCCUCUUUCUGGAAUUCUACGCCGGCGGCAACAUCAUCCUCACGGACUCCGAGCUUGCAAUCAUAGCGCUGCUGCGGAACGUGAGCGAAGGAGCGGAACAUGAGCAAUACCGAGUCGGCUUGAAGUACGACCUAUCGCAGCGGCAGAACUACGAUGGCGUGCCAGAUCUCACAAGAGAAAGAGUCAAGGGUGGCUUACAACGAGCGAUCGAGAAGCAAAAGGAAGAGGCCCAGAAGCCGGGGAAGAAGGUCAAGAAGAAAGGCGGAGAUGCUCUGAGGAAAGCGUUGGCCGUGACCACAACCGAAUACCCUCCAGUUCUCCUCGACCAUGCAUUGUUUGUGUCAGAUUUUGACAAGACUCUUCAGCCGGAGCUGGUUGUUGCGAGCGACGAGCUACUUGAUAAGUUACUCAAUGCUCUGCAGGAGGCCCAAAGGGUAGUACAAGAGAUUACGAGCAAGGAAACUGCAAAGGGCUACAUAAUAGCACGACCAACUCGACGCGCGGAAGACAAAGCAGCCACGGCGGACAGCGAUGACCGCGAAGGACUGGCGUACGAUGACUUCCACCCAUUCAAGCCUGCGCAGUUCGCAGCCGACACCUCCAUCACCUUCCUCGAGUACGAAGGCUUCAACAAAACUGCAGACGAAUUCUUCUCUUCUCUUGAAGGGCAGAAACUGGAGUCGAAAUUGCAGGAGCGCGAAGACAACGCCAAGCGCAAGAUUGAGCACGCGCGAGAGGAACAAGCGAAGCGGCUCGACGGCCUGCAGCAAGUCCAGGAGCUCAAUAUUCGCAAAGCGCAAGCUAUCGAGGCGAACGUGGAGAGAGUGGAGGAAGCGGUGGCGGCUGUGAACGGGCUGAUUGCUCAAGGCAUGGAUUGGGUUGAUAUUGGAGGCCUGAUUGCAAACGAGCAAGCGCGAGGCAAUCCUGUUGCGCAGACCAUCAGCCUUCCGUUGAAGCUCCACGAAAACACCGUCGCCCUCCUGCUGUCAGAAGUCGAUGCUGUAGAGGAGGAUGAAAUGGCCGAUGAAACGGACAGCGAAGCAUCCGACACCGAAGACGAGCAGCCUGCGCAGUCCAAGCAGAAAAGCCCUGACAAGCGCUUGACUAUUGACGUUGACCUUGCUCUUUCGGCAUGGGCAAAUGCAAGACAGUACUACGAUCAGAAGCGAUCUGCAGCUGUCAAGCAGGAGAAGACCGCUCAAGCGUCGCAGAAAGCCCUGAAGAGCACCGAGCAGAAAGUCAUGGCGGACUUGAAGAAGGGGCUCAAGCAGGAGAAAGACGUCUUGCGCCCUGUGAGGAAGCAGAUGUGGUUUGAGAAGUUCAUCUACUUCAUCUCCUCCGACGGGUAUCUCGUGCUCGCGGGGAAAGAUGCCCAGCAGAACGAGAUACUAUACCGCAGACAUCUCAAAAAGGGCGACGUCUACAUCCACGCCGAAUUGAACGGCGCGGCAUCCGUUAUUAUCAAGAACCGGAUCGGCACACCGGAUGCCCCCAUUCCUCCUUCAACUUUAAGCCAAGGGGGCCAUCUUGCCGUGUGCACUUCAAGCGCCUGGGAUACCAAGGCCGUGUAUUCCGCGUGGUGGGUGAAUGCCGACCAGGUCUCUAAGACGGCGCCAUCUGGAGAAUUCCUCACCCCGGGCUCUUUUGUCGUUCGGGGAAAGAAAAACUUCCUACCUCCCGCCCAGCUUCUACUUGGAUUUGCCGUCCUUUUCCAGAUCAGUGAGGAGAGCAAGGCGCGGCAUGUGAAGCAUAGACUGCUCAACGUGUUUCCAGAGACGCCUGAUCUGACGGACUCCGAAACGAUUGCGGAAAGCUCGAACCAAGGAGACGGAAGUGAUACUGCAGGCUCGGAUGACGAUUUUCUCGAUGCUACGCCGCGCCCUCCUGCAGUACACGACAGCUCUGACGAGUUCCCGGAUGCUACACGAACUCCUGAAAGCUUUGAGGAGGGCGAUUUCGGGCGAGCUGCGGCUGAGAGAGGGGAAGCAGAGGACGACGAUCUCCCCGAUGCCACAGGGGGCCAUGAAGACGAUGGCGACGAGGGCGAGGACGAUGAUGCUCCUCGCGCAAACCCGCUGCAAGUGAAUGGUGCAGUCAAACCACCCAAACCCAACCCUUCAACCGACAGCGCCCCCAUCGAAGAGGACAAUGAGUCGAAUACGGAUGAAGACAGUUCGGACGAAGAGUCUCACUCCAAGCAUACUUCUUCGAACGACACCUCUGCUACGGCAGCACAUCAUGAAGCGGAUCGCUCGUCCCUAUCCACAGCAUCAACGGUCAAGCCAACGCCACAGAAGCACGUCCGUGGAAAGCGCGGCAAGACGAAGAAAGCGGCUGCAAAGUACGCCGAGCAAGACGAAGAAGACCGAGAAGCGGCCAUGAGACUGCUCGGGUCUCGAGCCGGCGAUGACAAGCGACGGGCAGAAGCUGCGGAGAAGGCUGAAAAGAAAGAGUCCGUGGAAGAGGCGCGUGUACGCCGGCGAGCCCAGCACGAGAAAGCUCAAAAGGAAGGCCUUGAGGCUGAGGAAAUCAGACGCAUGAACCUCGAAGAAGGCGUGGAUGAACUGGACGAGCAUGAAGCUGCGUCUCUCACGGUGCUCGAUGCGCUUGUCGGCACACCCUUACCCGGCGACGAAAUCCUCGAAGCCAUCCCCAUCUGCGCGCCGUGGUCUGCUUUGACGAAGUACAAGUACAAAGCCAAGAUGCAGCCUGGCCAGCAAAAGAAGGGCAAGGCGGUGCGUGAGAUUCUCGGGAAGUGGGUCAAGGAUGCGGCCGAUCCCAAAAGGAUCGACCAGCACAGCCGGGAUACGGAGAAGAUUUGGCCGAGGGAGGGAGAGCUGAUCAAGGCGUGGAAGGAAGCGGAGGUGGUGGGCAUUAUUCCUGUGAAGAGCGUGAGAGUCAUGAUGUCGGGCGGUGGCACUGGUGGAGAGAAGGGCAAGGCUGGGAAGGGUGGUGGCGGUAAGGGCGGGCGGGGCGGGAAAGGGAGCAAGAGGAGGUAG